Molecule: messenger RNA, 767 nt
Organism: Culex quinquefasciatus (southern house mosquito)
Lineage: Eukaryota; Metazoa; Arthropoda; Insecta; Diptera; Culicidae
Product: homologous-pairing protein 2 homolog
Biological process (GO): meiotic joint molecule formation; meiotic strand invasion involved in reciprocal meiotic recombination; homologous chromosome pairing at meiosis
Cellular component (GO): DNA recombinase auxiliary factor complex; condensed nuclear chromosome
Molecular function (GO): double-stranded DNA binding; recombinase activator activity
Source: RefSeq, a predicted model, not a curated record
UAUUUUCAGAUUCUUUCAGCUUAUCCUACCCAGAUUUAAGAUCAACCCGGUGAGAAUGUCCUCGGCUGCCAGCAGUGAACCCCCUUCGACGAAGGCGGCAGUCUUGAAGUUUCUAGACGACCAGCAGCGUCCCUUUUCGCUGGCCGACAUUGCGAGAAGGUCAAGGAUCUGGGCAAAUCGUCCGUCGCGAAGGCACUGGAGUUUGGUGGGCCGUGGCAAGGUUAUCGAAAAAGUUUACGGUAAACAGAAGAUUUACUGUAUCGCGCAGCAAAAGAAGGAGGACCCCGCAGGACCUACGUCCGAUGAAGUCAUCCGCAAGCUGGACGCCGACUGUGGCCGCUUGAAGGAGGAGUUUGGCCAGAAGCAACAGGCGAUUCGCGCCCUCGAAGCCGAACUGGCAACACUGGCCUCCCAGAUGACCGAGGAGCAGGCUCGCCGGGAGAUUGAGCAACUACGAGCGAGCAUUCGAGGCUGUCAGGAACAGCUGGAGGCAGCUCGGAAGGAUCGUGAGGACGACGAGGAUGAUGUGGCGGAUUCGAAUUUGGACCCGGCCGAACUGGAGGCCCGGUACAACCGAUACCUGACGGCGUACCGCAAGCGCAAACGGAUCUGCACCGAGCUGAUUGGCCACAUCAUGGAGGGCUACCCGAAGACCAAGCGGCUCCUGCUCGAGGACAUUGGCAUUGAGACGGACGAGGAGGCCGGCUUUGGCGUCGAUUCGGUGUAGAACCAUUUGUCACGUCGUUUGUCGGUAUAAAUAAAACAUG